UCUGUGUUCCUGAAUGUUGGAGCGAGGGUGAAAGAGGAGCCCGCGAGUCUCGGGAGGCUCCGAGGACUGAAGUGUAGAGUGUUUUGAGCAGGAGAAUCAAGGACCACGCCACACGAGCUCUCUCAGAACUCCACGCCUUCUGCUUUUCCUCUCAGCUAUGCUUCCAGAAUCCUCUAUGUGUUUCCAAGAGCAAGAUAAGAUGAAUGAGCCUUCAGAAGGGGUUGGUGUCAUUUGAGGAUGUUGUUGUGUACUUCACCUGGGAAGAGUGGCAAGACCUGAAUGAUGCUCAGAGGACCCUGUACAGGGACGUGAUGCUGGAGACUUACAGAAGCCUGGUAUCCUUGGGCUGCUGCAUUACCAAACCUGAGGUGAUCUUCAAGCUGGAGCAAGGAGCAGAGCCAUGGCCAGGAGAAGAACCCCGACAGCAGAGCCACCCAGAUGUCCUGACUGUCAGUGAACUUAUUGGGAGCAACCAGGAAAGACAAGACAGACAUUUGUGGCAAGUUAUAAUCACCAACAGCAGUGCGUCAACUAAGGAGAGAGUUGAAUUAGGAAAAACAUGUAUUUUCAGCUCAAACCAUAUUUCAAAAUGGAUAAAAGAGAGUGGACACUAUUCAGGAAUUAGAUCUAAUGAGUUUAAUGCAAGCCAGAAUGCACUUCUUCCUAAUGAGCAUGAUGAGAUGAAGGCUGUAGAGGAACCUGAUGACUGUAAUAAAACUGGAAAAUUCCUCAGACAUAGUGAAUAUUUUAGUCAGCACCAUAGGAAUGCUGGGCAGCAGCAUUUUGAAUAUAAUGGAAAAGGAAAAGCCUUCAACACAGAGGACAUAUUAUUUACACAUAAGAGGGUUCAUUUGAGAGAUACCUCCAAUAAAUAUAAUGAAUAUGAGAAAUCCUAUGAUAAGUCAGCUUUUAUUACCAAAGAGACUACACAGGUAGGAAAGAAAACUUUCUGUAAAAACUCUAAUCUCACUAAACAUCAGCAGACAUAUACAGGAGAGAAAACUUAUGAAUGUAUGGAAUGUGAAAAAACCUUCAUGAGCAAAUCAGACCUUAUAAUACAUCAUCAUAGGAUACUCACAGGGAAAAAACUUUAUGGAUGUAAUCGCUGUUUGAAAUCCUUCAGCCGUAAAUCAAAACUUGCUAUUCAUCAGAGAAUUCACACAGGAGAAAAGCCAUAUCGAUGUAACGAAUGCGGAAAAACCUUUCGCCAGAAGUCAGACCUUGGUAUUCAUUACAGAAUUCACACAGGAGAAAAACCCUAUGAGUGUAGUACAUGUGGAAAAGCCUUCUGCCGGAGGUCAAACCUCAACAAGCAUCUGAGAAUUCACACAGGUGAGAAACCCUAUAAAUGUAAUGAAUGUUUGAAAACAUUCUAUUAUAAGUCAGUUCUCAUUGUACAUCAGAGAACUCACACAAAUAAGAAAUCAUGCGAAUAUAAAGAAUGUAGGAAAACUUUCUACCGUAUGUCAGCUCUCAUUGAACAUCGGAGAACGCACACAGGGGAAAAACCCUAUGGAUGUGAUGAAUGUGGGAAAACCUUUUACCAGAAAUCACACCUCAGCAGACAUCAGAAUAAUCACACAGGCAAGAAACGUUUUGAAUGUAAAGAAUGUAAGAAAAGUUUCUAUUAUAAGUCAGCCCUCAGUGUGCAUCAGCGAACUCACACAGGUGAGAAACCCUUUGAGUGUAAAGAAUGUAGGAAAACAUUCAACCAUAAAUCAGCUCUCACUGUACAUCAGAGAACUCAUACAGGUGAGAAACCAUGUGAAUGUAAAGAAUGUAGGAAAACUUUCUACCAUAAGUCAGCCCUCACUGUACAUCAGAGAACGCACACAGGGGAAAAACCCUAUAGAUGUAAUGAAUGUGGGAAAACCUUUUAUCAGAAGUCACACCUCAGCAGACAUCAGAGUAGUCACACAGGUGAGAAACCAUAUGAAUGUAAAGAAUGUAAGAAAAGUUUCUAUCAUAAGUCAGCCCUCACUGUACAUCAGCGAACUCACACAGGUGAGAAACCAUAUGAAUGUGUAGAAUGUAGAAAAACCUUCUGCCAGAAGACAGCCCUCACUGUACAUAAGAGAACUCACACAGGGGAAAAACCCUUUGAAUGUAAUGAAUGUGGAAAAGCGUAUCGUCAGAAGUCACACCUCAGCAAACAUCAGGGAAUUCACACAUAGUAGAUAACCAAAAGAUGUAACGAAUGUGGGAAUACCUUUUGCCAGAAGGUACUGGGGACUUACACAAGGGAGUGAACUGUAUGGCUAGAACUGUAUGUUAUUCACAACAUGCACUCUCUCAUGUCUGGGAGACACGGGCUGUAUUUCCCAGCUUCCCCUUAUUGUGGUUGCAGCCAUGUCACUGAGCUCUGUAGUAGAGUAUGGAUGCAAGUGCUGACCACCACUUCCAGGCCUGGUCCACACAAAAACUUACAUACAGUUCUCCCUGAUAAUUCAUGCACUCUUGAACUGAAGUUCAGAUGACACCCAGCAUGUCCUUGGGAGUUGGGAGAAGGUCACUGUGAUUUAUGACAAAUAAUUGAUUGCAUAGAGCAAAGAUCUUCCCAUCUCUACAUGAAAAUCACGCAUUUGCAGUUUUCGUGAGUGAUAAAUAAAUUCUUCUUUGUUGAU
Carlito syrichta (Philippine tarsier) is the source of this 2624-nucleotide messenger RNA. RefSeq names its product zinc finger protein 717-like. Bases 204 to 2174 code for a protein of 656 amino acids. The record is from RefSeq and is a predicted model, not a curated record. The transcript has 6 exons. Gene Ontology annotation, biological process: regulation of DNA-templated transcription. Gene Ontology annotation, molecular function: DNA-binding transcription factor activity, RNA polymerase II-specific; RNA polymerase II cis-regulatory region sequence-specific DNA binding. Lineage: Eukaryota; Metazoa; Chordata; Mammalia; Primates; Tarsiidae.